AUGGAUACAACUUUCAACUAAUACUUUUAGCCUUCUCCUAUGAAUAGAAUACCAGACCUUCGCUUGUAAAACAUUUAAACUUAGAAAUUGGCCUCUGGAGACUAGUAAAACAAUUAAUUUAUCUAAAAUAGAUUUGGUGGUUUCUAUAAUUAAUAGCUUCUCAGCCUUGAAGAUAAUAAAAAUUAAUCAUUUUAAAAUUUUGUAUAAUCUAAUGGCAAAAUUAUAUAAAAUUUAAACCUCAUGAAAGAUGCACCUCUAUCUGAAAAUUUAAAUUUACAAAGUUUCUUAAAUAAACAAAGUCUAGAGAGCAACAUGCAAUAAUAAACUUUUGUCCCAAAUAAUAGAAUGGGAAGUAUGAACUAUAUGAUGUAAAAUAAUAACAAUUAAAUGAGCGAAAAUCAACUCAGUCUCUUAAGCUAAUUAACCUAAUAGUAAAAGUAGUUGCUUUAAUAACAAAACCUUUAAUUUAAUUUACAAAAUUAAAAUAGUAACAAUUUUCAUAAUUAAAAUUAUAAUCAUUAAUAAUUUAUUGAUUUAAAUCGAGAAUAUUAAAAUUAAAGCAAAGUUUUACAAUAAAAAUAAUACUCUCUCAAUCAACACUAAAUUUAGUAAGCUCCUUUAUCAAAUCCUCUACCAUAAUAAUCUAUCUUUAAUAACUAAUUAAACUAAUCAAACGACUUAUCAAAGAAUAUAAAUAUCAACUAAUAAAGCUACUUAUUAUAAAACAUGUAACAAUAAUUCAAUUAAAACUUUAAUAAUUAAUUACCUCCCUUAAAUACCUCUAACAAUCUAUUUAUUAACAAUCAUAACAAUAUUACUUAAUAAAAUUAUUUAUAAAAUAUUUUAUAAUUAUAAAAAUAAAUAUAAUAAGAAUAAGAUAAUUUAAAUAUAUUAAAGAACUUAAAUAAUAGUAACAAAAACAAUAACAACUUAAACAGUGCUCUCUUGAAAAUUCAGCUUGCUGAGAAUAUUUAAAAAUACUAAUACUUACCUAACUAAUUUGAUUUUGUUAAACUUGAAAAUUCUUAGAUAAACACAUCACCUAUUUAAUCUACUCCUAUCGUCAAGCAAGAAGUAAAUUAAAUUACUCAAUAAAAUUAAUCUUCUCACUGUUUACCAUUCCACUAAGUUUCAUUUUACAACUAACAAGAAAUUUAAAAAGAUGAAAUUUUAAAAAUCUUGAAAUAGUAACCAAACGAUUAAUUAAUAAAUACAAAGAAGGAAAUCGAUUAAUCACAAGCCUACAUUUUAAACCAAUCUAAUCCUCGUGUUUCUAGAGAAAAUGAAACCACAAAAGAAAAUUAAUUAAAUUCUGAAAAUGCUUAAAUUCUACAAAAUUGCAAAAUAGAAGAAAAGGAAUUGUAAAAAGAUUUAACAAGUGAAAAUACCAUCUAAAAAAAUGAUUUUCUGACAAACGAAAAAUCAUUUGAUUAGAAAGAAGAACUUAACUCUUAAACAAUUCAAGAGUAAUCAACUAAUCUUUCAAAUAAGAAUUACUAGAAUGAAGAUGCAAGUCUUCUUGGAUAAGAGCAGGAAGAAGCUUCUCAUGAAAAGUAAUCCCUUUGCCAAUCAAAAAACUCAGAAAUCAGCAACAAUACACUCCAAAAAAGUAAAAAUAAAUCUAAGAAACGCAGAUCCCAAAAAGAAUACUAUCUCUCUACUUUUAAAAAGCAAAAAUCAGAUAAAUAAAAUUCAGGAAUAAGAAGCGCUUUUGCCAAGAGAAACGGACAAUAGGAAUAGCCUGAUAAACAUAAAACUUAAAGCGAAGAUCAAACUGAUAAAGCCUAAACUUCUCAUGAGGAAAACAGCAACUAAUAAAAUAUAACUUUUGAAUAAGAACUAGAGUAAUAAAAAUACGAAGAGAUGAUGUAAAAGAAAAAAGACAUGUAAAACGAAAGCAACUACACCAAAAAUAUUCUAAAGGGAUUUAGAAGAUUUUUCAUCAAAAAUUUCUACAAUAACAAGAAACUUAUGAACAACUUUGAAAAAUACUACAGUAUCAACUCCUUAAAUAAUGAAUUUAUUCUGAAAUUACUCACUGUAUCUCCAUAUGCAAACUACUUCAAAGAUUUCCUCUAGGAAGACCCUGAAUGGUGGAUGGACGAGGCUAAAAUUACUAAUAAAGAGCGUUAACGUUAAAUAUUCAGCCUAUACUAAAAGCAAGACAUAUCUUUAAUAAAAACAAAAAGAAAAAACUUUAACCAAAAGAUUAUUGGAAAAUUAGAAAAAUCUGGUGGAAAGGAAAAAUAAACUUGCGAAGAUUAAUAAUUCUAAGAAGAAAAUGAUGUAAUAAACUCCGAAGUUACCCUCAACAUUCAAGACCUAAAUGGUUAACAAGAAUAAAAUUCUGAUAAAAAUUCAGAUUUAGUUCAAGUUGAAAUGACUGAAUAAAUUUGA
Messenger RNA from Tetrahymena thermophila SB210, 2397 nucleotides. RefSeq lists its product as hypothetical. The record is from RefSeq and is a predicted model, not a curated record. The transcript has a single exon. Lineage: Eukaryota; Ciliophora; Oligohymenophorea; Hymenostomatida; Tetrahymenidae.